AUGCACCGCUUGAUGGGGGCCAACGGCACCGCCGCCGCCGCCGGGCAGCCCAAUGUCUCCUGCACGUGUAACUGCAAGCGCUCUUUGUUCCAGAGCAUGGAGAUCACCGAGCUGGAGUUCGUGCAGAUCCUGGUGAUCGUGGUGGUGAUGAUGGUGAUGGUGGUGGUGAUCACGUGCCUGCUGAGCCACUACAAGCUGUCCGCCCGCUCCUUCAUCAGCCGGCACGGCCAGGAGAGGAGGAGAGAGGACGGCCUUUCCUCGGAGGGGUGUCUCUGGCCCUCAGAGAGCACGGCGUCCGGAGGCGGGAUCCCCGAGCCCCAGGUCUACGCCGCGCCCCGGCCCGUGGACCGCCUGGCAGUGCCCAGCUUCGCCCGGAGGGAGCGACUCCACCGCUUCCAGCCCACCUACCCGUACGUGCAGCACGAGAUCGACCUGCCGCCCACCAUCUCCCUGUCGGAUGGCGAGGAGCCCCCGCCCUACCAGGGCCCCUGCACCCUGCAGCUCAGGGACCCCGAGCAGCAGCUGGAGCUGAACCGAGAGUCGGUGCGCGCUCCCCCCAACAGAACCAUCUUCGACAGCGACCUGCCGGCCGGGACGGUGCCAGGCGGGCCCUGCGCCCCCAGCAGCCACUCGGGCAUCAGCGCUGCAAGCUACAGCGGCGGCGGGCGCAUGGAGGGGCCGCCCCCCGCCUACAACGAGGUCAUCGCCCACUACCCACGCCCCUUCCAGCACCAGCAGAGCCCCGGGCCACCCUCCCUGCUGGAGGGACUCCACGCACCCCACCUCACCCCCCUGGAAAGCAAGGAGGACAAGCAGAAAGCUCAGCCCCUCUAGGAGCCGCGCGCGGCUGUAGGAAGAAACAAACGACAAAAACAAAACAAAACAAGGCAAACACUCUGCACUGGAGAGAAGAGGGGCGCCCCAACUCCACGUAUAAAUAUUUACAUGUUCUGUCGGGUCUAAAUGCACAGCUCCGAAAGCUUGCAAAAAAGCAAAAAAAAAACAAAAAAAAACCACACAAAAAAAACAUGUUUCAAGCCACAUCGUGAAAGCAAAAAAGGAAAAAAAAAACCAUUCUAUAGUAGUCUCUUUUUUUUAGUUGAGCUGUGUGCACGAAUGCUUAAUUUUUUUCGUUAAUGAUGGUUUCACUUAACUUUAAAGACAUAUUUGCACAAAACCUUUGUUUAAAGAUCUGCAAUAUUAUAUAUAUAUAAAUAUAAAUCUAUAUAAACUAAGAGAAACUGUAUGGGGGGCAGGAGUAUUUUUGUAUUAGAAGAGGCUUAUUGAAAGGAGUUGUUUUCCGAACUCGAAGAGGAAAGAAAAAGGCAAUUUUUGAGUGCCAACUCAAAGUGUGUAUUACCUUGUAAAGAAAAAAAAAUAUACAAAGCAGGGGUCUAGAGUUAUUUAUAUAAAUGUCGAGAUUUUGCACUAUUUUUUAAUAUAACUAUGUCAGUGCUUGUUGGAUGGAAAGUUCUAUUGUGUCUGUCGAGACGUCUGCCAGGCAGGGGUGUCCCCUGGUCUCCUGGUCCCUUUGUCCCUGGUCCCCUCAUCUCUCCCCCGUCCCCCUCCCCCUCCCCCUCCCCCGUCCUCCUCCCUACCCUCCGUCCCCCAUCCCCUCGGUCUGGAGAGGCCCUGGCAGAAGGGCACCCCGUCCUGCACAGUACACAUUCCCGAGAGGGGACACAUUUCCCCACUGGACCAGGGGGACCCUCGGAUUGUGGGCAAAAAGAAGCGCGAAGCCCUCUGAGGCACCAGCCUCCUGGAGGUGGUUUUGGGGUGGGGUUUUUUUUGUUUUGUUUUGUUUUGUUUUUGUUUUUGCCUUUUCGCAAAUGAAAAUAAACUCUUCUUGAAGGAG
Messenger RNA from Dipodomys spectabilis (banner-tailed kangaroo rat), 1855 nucleotides. RefSeq names its product prostate transmembrane protein, androgen induced 1 (gene Pmepa1). Bases 1 to 834 code for a protein of 277 amino acids. Gene Ontology annotation, cellular component: Golgi membrane; early endosome membrane. The transcript is spliced from 4 exons. The record is from RefSeq and is a predicted model, not a curated record. Lineage: Eukaryota; Metazoa; Chordata; Mammalia; Rodentia; Heteromyidae. Gene Ontology annotation, molecular function: R-SMAD binding. Gene Ontology annotation, biological process: negative regulation of transforming growth factor beta receptor signaling pathway.